Molecule: messenger RNA, 2284 nt
Organism: Solea senegalensis (Senegalese sole)
Lineage: Eukaryota; Metazoa; Chordata; Actinopteri; Pleuronectiformes; Soleidae
Gene: npy7r
Product: neuropeptide Y receptor Y7
Exons: 2
Coding region: 347-1465 (372 amino acids)
Biological process (GO): G protein-coupled receptor signaling pathway
Cellular component (GO): membrane
Molecular function (GO): neuropeptide Y receptor activity
Source: RefSeq, a predicted model, not a curated record
CGAACAAUAAACACAUAAAAGUAAACAUAAUAGACUAACAGUGAUAAUCAAUUGUGUAUACGGAGCAACGCACACAGAGUGUCCGCAUGUCUUGCCUGCAUGCAGCCACAGUAGACUCUCAGGCUGGUGCGAAUGUUAGUGGACGCUCUCAGAGACAGAGACAGACUGAAUCCUGCAGACCUGCCUCAGGAACGCACGCUCCAGCCACAAGAUGCGCGCUGUGAGCCCCAGCUUGGGAGGAGCUUCGGGUUUUCCACCCGCGUUUCCACGCCAGUCUUGAGUGAAGACUCGCUCGCCAAAGGAGAUACAGGGCCAAAAGGAGCCAGCACAGCUUCUUCCCAAUAAAAUGAGCCCACCAGACACAUCCAACAGCACAGAAGAGGAAGGGGAGGCUGGUGGAACCGAUUCCUUGGCUCUGCUAAAUGACAGCAUGGGUGUACACCCACCUGGUUUCCACACUGACAUCACCAAGCACCUUGGAGUUCAGAUCACCCUGAUAACGGCGUAUUCGCUAAUCAUUCUGCUGGGGCUGCUGGGCAAUGCUCUCGUCAUCUACAUGAUUAUUCACUACAGAAACAUGCGAACAGUGACCAACUUCUUCAUAGCGAACCUGGCCCUUGCGGACCUCUUGGUGAACACGCUGUGCCUGCCUUUCACUCUGGUCUACACUCUGUUAGAUGAGUGGAAGUUUGGGGCUGUGUUGUGCCACAUGGUGCCCUUUGCCCAGGCCCUCAGUGUGCACGUGUCCAUCCUUACCAUGACUGUCAUUGCUCUGGAGCGUUACCGCUGCAUCGUUUUCCACCUCAACCGGCGGCUCACGUGGCAUUCCAGCUUCCUCAUCAUGGCCUUCACCUGGACUAUGUCUUCUGUCUUGGCUGCGCCCUUGGCCAUCUUCAGAGAGUACCGCAACGAAGAGAUACCCUCCAUCAACCUGCGUAUUGCUGUCUGCUCUGAGAAGUGGCCCCAUGGCACCAGCAGGGAUGGAGUCAUUUACAGCCUCUCAAUGCUGCUCCUACAGUACAUUAUCCCUUUAGCCGUCAUUAGCUAUGCCUACAUCUGCAUCUGGGUCAAACUGAAGAAUCAUAUCAGUCCAUCCAGUCGCAAUGACAGCAUCAACCGCCGCAAAAAGACCACCAAGAUGUUGGCGCUGGUGGUGGUGGUGUUUGCCAUCUGCUGGCUGCCCUUCCAUGUGUUUCAGUUGGCCAGUGAUCUGGACCUGGUUCUCAGGUUCAAGGAGUACAAACUGAUAUACACAGUGUUCCACAUCGUGGCUAUGUGCUCCACAUUUAUCAACCCUCUUCUGUAUGGGUGGAUGAAUAAAAAUUACCGUAACGGCUUCCUUAUGGUCUUCCGUUGUGAGGAUAAGCCGGACGCUUUCCACCCAGAGGGUUCGUUCCGGACACGUUCCAUAAGAGGGAUGACACUGAAUGGCCGUAAUGGUGGGCACCCUCCCACUGCUGUAUGAGAGGAACACCUUUUUUUUUUUUACUAUAUAAUAUUGUUGAACACACUGAAUACACCGUUGUUUCGUGUUGCUUGUGGUUCAAAAGUAGCCUUUUGACUCGAAUGGUGUGGUCUUGCAUAUCUUGGUCACUGAGGGCUCAACGCUUUGCAUGUAAAUCGCCUUAUGUAACGGUCUUUACUUUGUGAAUGACACUAGUGAAAAUACAUUCGUCAAACCUAUUGAAAUUUAUGUUGAAAAAUGUUUACUCAGCUGUUAAGUAACUCGGUACAAUGUAUAAUGUGUUUUGUUUGUAAGUAAUGUCCAAAUAAUAACGUUCUCAGCUGCAUAUGCAUCGCCUGUCUGGGGCUUUUCGGUGUGUUUACACUUACACUUCUAUGGUCAAAUGGUGAAACAUUUGAUCGAGUUUAAACCAAUUAUUUUUUCAGUAAUUACAGUGUUCUAGCUGAACUGUGCAUUUAAGGAAUCCAGAGCCGGCUACUGCUGAUUUUCUGUCCCGCCAGGAAGUUAAUUGUGUUCACCUGGCAACAAGCCGUUCCUGAUCAGAUGGACCAGCAGGACUCUGUGUCCAAAGGAAUGGGAUUGAAAAGCGGUGAACCGUGUGAAGUGAGAGCAACAAGUUCUUGAUGUCUUCAUUAGAGAAUGGGAGCAGGCAGUGGGUAGGGUGUUUUGGAAGAAGUUAAAACAUGCAAUGUUUUAUUUAUUACACUUUACUGAUGUAUUUUUUUGGUGGCGUUUUGACAGGGGAAACAUGAACAUUAGUUUGACAUUGAGGAAAAAUGAUGCCUCCAUGUGAAUGAAUAGUAAAUAUCUGAUAAAUUA